ACAUGUUCAAGUUCACAAAGUGAAAACUGCUUUGAAAAGCAAAACUCCUCAGGUCCUUAGAAAGGAAGAAGAGGAAGGAAACCCACUGAAGCAGUUAUGCAUUUCCCGUCAGAAGAGGAAUAUUCCAUUUCCCUCUGGUGACCAAGCAGGAAUUGAAGAAACAAAGCAAAACACCAGUUUGUAGAACUGAUCUCAGUACUUAUAGACAGUUGUUUUAUCUUUACAAAGAGAUUGAGGUUCCACUGAUGACCAGAAGUUGCAUGAUUUAGAUAAUGUUAGAGCAUACUUCCCCUGUAAAAGGAAGAGGCCAGAAGAGAAAAUGAUUAUUUCUAAAUAAUAACUGAAUUUAAAGCUGGAUGCUCAUGUUUGUAAGCAAGAAGAAUGUGGUGUCUAUUCCUACUAUAUGUUGGGAAGAUGAGGGAUACAUGCAAGCAAGCAACUCUAAGUCUUUUUCUGGAAGAGUUAGUCUACCAAGAGAAAUGAGGUGUAAGGCUGGAGAUACCUGCAAAUCACUUUCUAGCACCAUGGCAGUUAUGGAGUAGGGAGGAGGCUUCCAAUUCAUGUUCAGCUUGAUUUCUCAGUGUCCUGCAACCAAUCCAUCUUGUGUCUUCAGCAAUAGGGUCUUGCCAUCUAGUCUUGAUUUCCUGAACACCAGCAAGGGCUGACCAACCUGUAGGGAAAAGGUGGAACUAGAAACUAAGCAUCCUUUAAGGGAUUGUUCUGGUUGAUACUAUGAAACGGCGACAAAAGAGGAAACAUCUGGAAAUUGAAGAGUCCCAGGAAGCUGAUGAGAAGGCAGGAGGAAUUUCAAAGUCACAAGAGGAUGUCCCUCAGCCUGAAUUCACUGGCGUGAACAAAGUCCAGAGUCCAGGGGUAGGGGAGGUCUCCUCUGCCUCUGAAUACUUCUCCUGUGUUUCUUCUCCAUACAAUCUUAUCCAUCGUAGUAAGGGUGCGAAGAUUCUUCAGUGUGAGACUCUGGGAAUCCGGAAAUUACAACGAGACAGUCCCAAGCCCAGAUCACCCCUAGCCCUAGUUCAGGAAGGAGGGGAGACUACUGCCCCCUCACAGCAUGCCUCCUCGUCCUGUCCAUCUUAUAAGACUUGUGUGUCCUCUCUGCAUACACACACACAGGAAAGGGGCAUGAAAAUAUACUACAUGCAGGUGCAAAUGAGAAAAGGUGUGGCUGUCUCUUGGGAGACAGAGGAAUCCUCAGAAUCCCUAGAAAAGCAUCCAAGGAUGGAAGAAGUGACCCUUCCUGAGGGUGUAUGGGUAGGUACUCCCCCUUCUGAUGUGUCCACCAGAAACCUCCUGUCGGACAGUGAGCCCAGUGGGGAAGAGAAAGAACAUGAGGAAAAGACAGAGUCAGAAAGCCUACCAGGGUCACCCACAGUUGAGGAGAGACCCAGGGCCAAGACACCUGACUGGUUGGUGACCAUGGAGAAUGGCUUCAGGUGCAUGGCCUGCUGCAGGGUCUUUACCACCAUGGACAGCCUCCGGGAGCAUGUGCAGUAUGGGAUCAGGGAGGGCUUCAGCUGCCACGUCUUCCAUCUCACCAUGGCUCAGCUGAUAGGCAAUGUGGAAUCAGAGAGCAUCCAGGAGGAGGAGGACAAUGACAACGAGGAAGAAAAGAAACAAAAAGAAAAGGGGAACGAGGAGCAACAACCCACUGAGGAAGACCUUGGCAUGAAGAAACCCUGGAGCCAAUGUCCAGGCUAUGUGUUUGAUUCUCCAAAGGACAGAACAACUGAGAUUCCUAGCCCAGAAGAUCCUGGAAGAUGGGGUGACCUUCUCUUGGUAGAGGAAGAAGAAAGGACCAUUGAGACUGCAGCAGCAGCAGAAUGCCAAUAGUGUAAAGAAGGACCAAGGGGCCAAACAGUCUAAUGUAUCAACAUCAUAUGGAAUAAAGAUUGUUUUCCAAACCUCGUCUGUUAAAAUUCAGUUAGAAAAUUAAUCUAUCUAUCCACCUGUCCAUCUCUGGCAGUUUGUGAAUGAACACUAUAGAUAUCUCCAAUAUUUUCUAAAGGCACCAGUCAAUACUCAAUACCCAAGCUCCAGGAAAUGAUCAUGAAUCUGUAUGACAAUUUUUUCCAAGGCUAGAUUUCACAUUUUAUAGGAGAUCAGGAAAAAUUCUACUGGGUUCAGAAGAAAUAACUAGAAAAUAGGCACUGUGGAAAGCAUGCUUAUUGGGCCAUGGUUGAAAGCAUGGAGCAGGGUUUGGCUGGAGAAAGGACGCUUCAUGGUUCUGGAGGGUGGUAUGCAUGAUCAUGAUGUUGUCGGGUUUUCAAAGGGUGAGGGGUCAUAACAUGUCUUUCUAAUCUGAAUAGGGGAAAAGCAGGCCCUAGAGGAAAGAUGGAGUUAGGAAAUAAUUUGAAAUUAAGAGUUUUCAUUAGUUUAAACAACAUUCUAAUUCCAAAGUCCCAUAGGUUGCUGGAGAGCCUGUAGUAGAUCUUUAUGAAGCUUUAUUGAGUCAGAA
Jaculus jaculus (lesser Egyptian jerboa) is the source of this 2473-nucleotide messenger RNA. It is a transcript of the gene Fam170a, whose product is annotated as family with sequence similarity 170 member A. Gene Ontology annotation, biological process: fertilization. Gene Ontology annotation, cellular component: nucleus. The transcript has 10 exons. The coding region runs from base 733 to 1848 and encodes 371 amino acids. Lineage: Eukaryota; Metazoa; Chordata; Mammalia; Rodentia; Dipodidae. The record is from RefSeq and is a predicted model, not a curated record.